UAUUUAUCUUAUAGUUAGAUCAUAUUAUAUGUGCAGAUAAGCAUAUAUUGUUCAUGAUUUAAGCACAGAUUAUAUUAAAAUAUAAUGUUUAAUAUAAAAUGUGAUUUAAGGUUAGGUUCAGUGUAAAAAUGUAAGAUAAAUUUUCAACUCGUCAUUUUAGUAACAAACUGUCCGUCUUUCUAAUCACUAGUCAAGCCUUGUCGUUUUGUUUAAAUAUUAAAGUAUUUGAAAGAAGUAUAACAUCAAAUUGAAAUCCUUAAAUAUGGAUACAAUUAUUGAUAGAGGAGCGCCAAAAGCUCGUAACUUUGAACCAUAUGCAAGUAACGGAGGUUCGAUUGUUGCCAUUAGUGGUAAGGAUUUUGCUAUUGUUGCUUCUGAUACUCGUCUUAGUGAAGGAUAUAUGAUUUAUACGCGUAAACAAUCAAAGUUAUUCCAAUUGUCUGACAAAUCGGUUCUCGGGUGCACAGGAUGUUGGUGUGACACAUUAUCAUUGACCAAUAUUAUUCAGUCUCAAUUGAAGUCAUAUUUGUACGAUCACAACAAAAUAAUGCAGCCUAAUUCUAUUGCUCAAUUGCUAUCUACUCUGUUGUACAGCAGACGUUUCUUCCCGUACUAUGUGUACAAUGUACUUGCUGGCCUUGAUGCCAAUGGUGAAGGUUGUUUGUACAGUUACGAUCCUGUAGGUCAUUGUGAGAAAGUGAAUUACACUGCAGGUGGCAGUUCUGGGGUUCUCAUGCAACCUUUUUUGGAUAGUUGGUUGGGAAACCGAACUGCAGAUAACCCCGUUACUGAAGAAGAAGCGCUGAGCUUGGUUAAAGACGCAUUUACUGCAGCUGGAGAGCGUGAUAUAUACACUGGAGAUGAAGUAGUGUACAACAUAAUUAAGAAAGAUGGAAUCAAGACAGGUGUGGUUCAACUUCGUAAAGAUUAAAUUUUUAAUCAUA
Molecule: messenger RNA, 944 nt
Organism: Myzus persicae (green peach aphid)
Lineage: Eukaryota; Metazoa; Arthropoda; Insecta; Hemiptera; Aphididae
Gene: Prosbeta6
Product: proteasome subunit beta type-1
Exons: 5
Coding region: 263-931 (222 amino acids)
Cellular component (GO): proteasome core complex
Source: RefSeq, a predicted model, not a curated record